Lates calcarifer (barramundi perch) is the source of this 5069-nucleotide messenger RNA. RefSeq names its product junctional cadherin complex regulator (gene jhy). Gene Ontology annotation, biological process: axoneme assembly. Lineage: Eukaryota; Metazoa; Chordata; Actinopteri; Centropomidae. The transcript is spliced from 9 exons. The record is from RefSeq and is a predicted model, not a curated record. Bases 253 to 2556 code for a protein of 767 amino acids.
CACUAUGGAGUAGACAAAGGGGAAAGUGAAGUCCGUUUCCCCGUCUGCAUGUGUUUCCCUCUACCUGAACCUAACUACCCCGCUCCUAACCAGUCGUGUGCUGUGAUGGUUCUUUACCCUAGCCACUUAACUCUGCCUAUCACAAGUGUACAAGCAUGUUUGCGUCACGUUGCCAUGGUUGCAGCGCUGUGUAGAGUACAAACAGGAAUAUGGAUAAUCAGAUCUUCAUGAAGCAGACUCUCCACCUACAGCAUGGACAUGGAUAAAGGACUCAGACAUGGAAAGAUGAGUCCAGUGUUGAAGACUAAGCAAAAGAGGCAUCCUUCUCCGAGACAAGCUGUUCUGGCCAACCAGUGGGAGUCUGUGGAGUCCGACACAGAGAGCUUGGCCCAAGAGAGAGCCUACCAACAGCAGCUUAUUGGCCAGCAUAUUGGCCAGCAUCAAGACAAAUAUAUACUGCUUCAGAAGAAGUCAGAGAAUACUGACAGUUUACAGCAGGGGGAAGAAGAGAGUGAAGAUGCAAAUGAUGAUCAAACUGAAGAUCUUCAACUUUAUGAUAGCUUAGAAGUAGCAUCAAACACCCACACCAACAGGAACUUAAAGACUGAAUAUUUGGAUACACAAAUAGACGAAAGAGGAGGAAGCCAGCUGCUCUCUGAUGAUGACUAUUCUGACCUGCGCUAUGACCCCAACUGGAGGACCAACCUGAAGGGAAAUGGCUGUUUCGACGACAGUCCACAGAUUUCUGUUGAAGAAUAUUGCCAAGGAUACAAACACAUCAUCGACACAAGUCCAGCUAUUAUGGUGACUCCUCAUAUUGAUGGCAGUGAGUCUGACCAGCCAUAUCGUCUACACCCACAAGAUGGUCAGACUAGUUCAGUAACGUCUACCCACUGUCACAACCAUGCUUUACAGUGUGGAUCACCAGAAGGUGACCUUUCAAGGUCAUCCAAGAUUUCCACUAAAAAUGAAAGUGACAACAAUUUACAAAGAGGAUCCAGACAGAAGCAUGAGCAAAGCUGUGUCAGUGCUGGUGAAAAUAUUAGCAGGUCUUCUGAGCCGACAGAGGAAAUAAAUACUACAGAAUUUGACAUCUACCAGCAAGAACAGAGAUGCACACAAGGAGGAUCCAUCCAGAAAAUGAGCACAUCCACACUGAUGAAUCCUAAGGUUUUAUGGAAUAAAAAGCUAGAAAGGGUGAUGGAGGACAUAGUGGAACGCAACAAAAUGACUCUGGGGUGCAACACAUCCAAAUGUGGCUCCUAUGUGAGGGCACACGCACUUAAACAGGAGAUGCCUCAUAAUGCAAAUAAGGUACAUGAAACUCUUAAGGAGAUAGUCAGCACUGAAAAUAAAGAGGACAGCUCAGACCCUGAGCUGAGGUGGCUCCAGAGGGCACAACAGUUGCAAGUCACCCAGAUCAAAAAGGGGAAGAAAGCCCAGCAGAAAGAAUACCCCAACCCCUUUCAACAGCAGCAGCCCCCUGCCCUGAUGGUCAAUGCUGAGCGGGGAGACUGUUUGAGCUCCCCAUUAGCAAGACAAGCUGCCAUAACUCAGCCAAAACCUCAGAAGAUGACUUCAUCACAGCCUUUGCCCCCGACCAUCCAGCUCAAUAUCAGCCUCAACACUCCAUCCCAUCUUCUUUCAUUACUCCAGCAGAAGGGCCAGGAUGCCAUCAUCAACAUAGUAUCUCCUCAUGGUCAUCCUCAUUGGAGCCCUGCAUAUGAGGUUCAACUUGCAUCGUCCCCAGGGUAUCAACAAACAAAUCCAGGAAAGUUCUCCCAUGUGUCCCAGGAAAGGCUAAAUACACAACUUCACCAGCAACACCUGGAGAGUUGGCCUGAACAAUGGCAAAGAACAACUGCAUUAAAGUGGCCAUUAUCGUGUGAAGGAGAAGACCAGACAUGGAGUUCAGACGAGGUUUACACCAAGUGUUUUCCACAAAACCUCACCAGGACGCCCACUACUGCUUCGUCACAGAGCCUCGGCUCGUACACAGUUCUUCCACCUAUAGGAAAGCCACUGACAGAAAAAGAGCCUAAGCUGAGCCCCGGGCACAGUGUAAACGCAACCCACCACAUCCAUAGAAGCAACUCUGAUAGCUAUGUGGUUCAGAUGGAGAAAAAGAAGCAGCUGAGAGUUACUUACAAGGCAUACAAGCAGCUGAAGACAGAUGUAAAUCAGAAAGGUCCGCAUCUUGACUAUACAGCCAUUGAAAAGACAAAAAUCAAACAACAGAAGCUGUAUUCAAAUGUGAUCCGUGAACAGAACAAAAAGAUAAGUAGGAUUCCCUUUCUACCAGCCAAGGACCCGGAAGGGAGUGACAAGAAAGUUCCCAGGAUGAAGGCCUUGGAAUAUGCCAAGACCAUAGCCAAACCACCUGUACAGUCUCAACCAAAACAGAGAGAGAAAAACCAGCCUGAAGGCUUGACUGAGCUCAGUCCUUACCUGCAGGGCUUGGAUGUGUCCCAGCUGACCACGCUGGGGCUCCUUAGAAAACGGCAUGAAGAAGAAAAGCAGGCUGUGGCACUCUUCAGAAAAAUACAUGCAGUCUGAAGCAAGGUGAAGGCAGUUCACGUUAAAAGUUGAUGAAACCCUCAAAGAUAUUUGUACUCCAAGAUGUAGGACAACAUGCUGCUUCUUAAGAUUUGCCUCACAUCAACAAAUCAUUACAAAACAGCUACAAUUCGUCAGAUAAAGAUCAUCUCUCUCUCUUUUAACAUUGUGUGGUACUAGGUCAGAUCUUACAAGACAUUCCCUGGACUGCCUUCUUGCAUACAUGGAGGGUCGUGUUCUCUCAGCAUGAACAGACAUAAGACUUUGAACAUUUCUGGUAAUGACAGAAGGUGAAAAGGACUCACCUUGAUCGUGGUCUCAUCUGAUUAAGGUGACAAUGUAAUUCCCAUUGUUUAUCUAAAUUUCUGGCUUUCUGGCAUGAAUUGCACCAAUAACUGUUUGUUUUUAUAAUUGAUACCAAAGAAAUGUCAUUAGUAGGUUUGGAAUGAUCGUUUUAAAGCUUUAGGUGGAUGUGGGAUUUGUGAACCACAAAAUCCAGAUUUUGGUCAAAGGCAAAACUGAAUGAACCUGCCAUCAAGACACAUUAGAAAAAGUGAGAUUAAUCACAGAGAUCCUAACUUUUCAAGUGUUGUGUCUUGUUUAAUUACAUUUUCUCGUUCACUGUGAUGCCAGUCUGGAUGAGAACUAUUGUGCUUAAAAGGGAGCAUAUUAUAACAUUAUCUUCUCUAUAUGCAAACAUUUCCUGUACCAAAACAAUGUUGAAACAUAUGAACCACAACUAACAAGUAGCCACAGUUAGUGCAGUGUUUGUGAAAAUAUGUUUUAAGACACUCAUAAUGUUUUCUUAAGUGACCCUUAUCUAUGUGACACCUAGGAAAAAUAUGGCAGAAGAAGCUUUGAAGUGUGGGGUUGAUGCUGUUGCCAUGCCUUGUCUGUUAGAUCAAACUUGUAAAGAUUUUGUGUGCAGUGUAGGUUUGGUACAUUUAACUGACUGUAGUUGUUACAUUUAUACACAAUAUUAUUGUGUAUUUGAUAUGAUAAAACAUAACUGUAUAUAGAGGUAUGUACCUGCUCAGUAGACAGAUAUUACUGUAGACAGCAUCUUAGACUUUGUAACAUUGACAAAAUUCCUAUUUUAGUAUUUUUUCCACAUUACAUUAAUUACAUUACUGUAAUGCCUAGAAUAAUCGGAAUACUCUAUACUGGUCAGAUUUUUUUCUGUCAUUGGUUCUAGCCUUAAGUCUUGCAGUAACUCCUCUCCAACACAAAACACUCUCAAGCAGCUCAUUUUACUAAUUGAACCCUCAGAUCAUUAUCAAAGCACUAUUUACCUCUGUGCAAUAUUUUAAUUAGAUUAUAGUCUCUAUUUAACCCAUCAUGGACUCUUUGAAGCUCUGUGUUUUUAGUGUUAAGUCCUCAGAUGCACGGUUGGAAACAAAUGACGAAGCCCUUUUUAAUUUAAUGAGAAACGCUGCCUAUCCAGGCUGAGUCUCUUUGCAUCUUUUUUUCUGGUCCCACCUACUCAUUUUUUGCCAUUGAAAUCCAGUUAAUUGAAGGAGUCUUUCACUGCUAUACAUGAAGGGGGCCAAAUUAGCAUCCCUUUCUGCCCAUUGGGAAGCUAAGGCAGACAUGGAUGCUUUGAUGUGAGAAGUGCGCUUUCAGUAGGCGGCAGGCUUCCUGAAAAUGAGCUGAUGGCCCUGCUAUUAGGCCCAAAUGCAGAUGCGUCCAUGUGUUGCAAAACGCUUAAUCUUUUAAUUGAUCACCUUCUGCAUGGCCUAUUCUCUGCAGUUUUUUUCCUGCUGCCUGUUAAUCAGAAUCACAUUUUGAAGAUGACAUGAAUUGCUUUUCAAAAAGCAGGAAAGGAUAGCAAAUCCAAUAUGAAGGACAAGAGAGGAUUGAAUGUUAUUGUGUAAAUGUCCAGUAAGAGAUGCACCUUGUGGGAAAACAAUUUAAUAUAAAGCUGUAAGAUUCUUAAAUUGUGUGUGUUUGUGUGUGUGUGACUGUCACAAUGUUGGAUGAUAAAUAUUUACUGUGUUUUGUGGUAGUUGAUGUCGAUGGACAUCUGUUGAUCAAGAUUAUUUAAAGAUUAUUUAAAUGAGACAUCCUGCAGCAUAGGAUAGUGGCAAAUUACUUUAUCCAUGAAUUCAUGAAUUACACAGAAACAGCACAAAAUUAUUUUGCUGUUGUUUUUUUUUCACAUCCACCAAGUAUGACACAAUGAAUACUGCACUGCUGCUCCAAAUGACGAACUCCAUAAAUUACAUAGCACAACAAGUCCUUAAAGAAAUAUGGGCUGCAUUCAUUAGAUUGCUCACAACAGAAUAACAAAAUCUGCUAGAAAUGAUGUUGAAUCUGUUUUGUCGGAUUGAUUGGAUUUUUUUAUUUUGUUCCUUUGCUCAGAAAGUUGUCUCUUAACAGUAGCUAAAUUGUGUUAUAAAUAUGUGCUCAUUCCUGUAAAAUUAAAUAUUGUUGAUUAAAAAAACACAGCCCAAUAUUUCCUUGGCCAUAUUCUGUACUGAACAGAGUGGAUAUAAAAAGAUUCAAAUACUUGA